CAUAUCCCGACUCCACCCCGUUUGCCACCCUAGAACCAACUCUGCUUUCCCCCCUUAUCCAAUCUCUUCAUCACUUCCAGCUCUUCUAAUCGACUCUCGGUCCACACCUUCACCAUAUGCAGUAACAUCAAAACCAAGUCACAAGAAAAUGUUCUCUUCUUCACUAUCCCCAGCUUUGACCUCCACACCCUCUUCAUUGAACCCCCUCUUAACGCUUUCUCAUUUUCACCCAUUCUCGACUUUCCCCAUAACUUCCAAUGCCAAAAAUGUGAACCAUUCUUGUUUAAUUCUGAAGGCUCAGACUUUAGAAUUUUCGGGUUCCUUCUUUGAACGUGGGUUCGGGGGAGAUGACGACCCGCCAACUGCUCCCGGGUCGGGCAUUACCGCUGUUGAAGAUAAAGAGGAGCCCCAGUGCCCUCCUGGAUUGAGGCCAUAUGAAACUAUGGCGGUUUUAAGGCCUGAUAUGUCUGAAGAUGAGCGACUCGCUCUUACCCAGAAGUAUGAAGAGUUGCUUGUUGCUGGUGGUGGCAUGUAUGUGGAGGUGUUCAACCGAGGGGUUAUUCCCCUAGCCUACAGCAUCAGGAGGAAAAAUAAAGCUGGAGAGACCAAUACUUACUUGGACGGGAUCUACUUGCUAUUUACUUACUUUACCAAACCCGAAUCCAUGACAGCUCUUGAGGCAACACUUAAUACUGAUGAUGAUGUUAUCCGAUCGUCCAGCUUCAAAAUAAGGAAAAGAAAAUACUAGGUAGAUUAGUUAAUUGAUUUGUUUAGCGGUGAAAGGGGACGACCGCGAUGAGACAGGUAUUGCUCAUUUCACCUCACUAAUGUUAUCUUCAGAAAGUUUUCAGAAUGUAUCAAUUUCUAAUGUUUGUAAGAUUACUGAAAAUUGCAAAUACAUUCUGCUUUUGUAUACUCCAAUUCGGCUUCAUUGUAAUUGGUUAAAUUAUUGAGCAGCUGAUAGUCCUAUCUGAGGCUUGUACACA
Nicotiana tabacum (common tobacco) is the source of this 986-nucleotide messenger RNA. Its product is annotated as small ribosomal subunit protein bS6c. Gene Ontology annotation, biological process: translation. The record is from RefSeq and is a predicted model, not a curated record. NCBI's taxonomy places the organism in Eukaryota, Viridiplantae, Streptophyta, Magnoliopsida, Solanales, Solanaceae. Gene Ontology annotation, cellular component: ribosome. Gene Ontology annotation, molecular function: structural constituent of ribosome; small ribosomal subunit rRNA binding.